AUGGUCGAUCGUUUAGUCAAUAGUGAAGUGAAUGAUCGGAGGAUAGCAAAUGUGGAAACAUGUUUUGGAAAUAGUGGGCAGCGCUUGCGAGUGCCUGGUCGAGUACUAGUCGGAGAAGGAGUUCUCGUCAAAAUGUGCAGGAAAGACUCAAAGCAACGACAGUUCUUUCUCUUCAACGAUCAACUUGUUUACGGAAGCAUUGUGAUCAGCAAAAAGCGAUACAACAAGCAGCAUGUCAUUCCACUAAUCACUGUUGAAUUAGAAGAUUUGGAAGACGAAGGAAGGUUAAAAAAUGGCUGGGUCAUUAAAUCUCCUUCGAAAAGCUUUGCUGUCUACGCUGCUACCCCGACAGAGAAACGAGAAUGGAUGAUGCACAUUGUACGUUGUGUAACCGAUCUUCAAAACGGUGGCAGUAAUAAUAGCGGCGCGGCUCAUGCACCUGUUUGGAUCCCGGAUAAUGAGGCAUCUCGUUGUAUGGUUUGUAAACGAACCCAAUUCAAUCUGAUGCAGCGCAGACAUCAUUGCCGAAAGUGCGGAGCUGUGGUUUGUGGAGCUUGCUCAUCACAUUCCUACAAGAUCGAAAAAAUCGGAAAAAGACCGGUUCGAGUGUGUGAUCCGUGCUUCAACAAACUGGUAAGCGGUCAGGAUAGAGAUAAUCCCAAUGUUGGACAAUCCGAUCAAUUGGAAGAUCACGCCAGUGAUAGCAGCGGCGAAAGUGAUCAAGAAGGAAAUGACGCUGGUCAAAUUAGUGCGCCAACCUUCUAUCCCGGA
Molecule: messenger RNA, 771 nt
Organism: Mesorhabditis belari
Lineage: Eukaryota; Metazoa; Nematoda; Chromadorea; Rhabditida; Rhabditidae
Source: the annotation of a GenBank genome assembly